UGGCAACCGGGAGAGACGCACAGGAGGCGACACAGACGUACUCCAGGGAACUAACCAUGUCUUUCAAGUUUUGACAAAAGUGUCUGUUAUUUUGGAAAAGAGUGACACUGCGGUCAGGACAUACUGUUCAUUGGGGACAUGGCAGUGUAUUUUGACCAUCGUAUAGAAGCCCCCGAAAGCAGUGAUGUACCAUCUCAGUUGACAUGGCACUCAACUAUUCCUAUAUUGGCUGUGGCCUCAAUCAGGCCUGGAACUGGAGGCAAUGUAGACCUCUACCUGCAGCAGGGAGAGUAUGUGGAGAGUUGUCAUGUAGAACGCCCUCACCAGCCCACUGUGCUGCAGUGGCAUCCUUCAAAGACAGUGUUGGCAUUGGGCUGGGAGAAUGGAGAGGUAGUGCUGCUCACACACCCCUCUGGAGAUCAAACAGUGCUACCCAGUCUACAUACAGCCCGCAUCACCCUGCUUGAGUGGAGUAGCUUCGGUAGUCGCUUGAUAACUGGUGAUCAGAGUGGAGCUCUAGCAGUAUGGAGGGUAGAUGCCAGAGGGAAACUUCAAGGAAACCAUCUAGUAAAGCACGAGUAUAGCAAACCAUUAACUUGCUGCAUCUUCAGACCUGCUUCACCUGGGGAUGAUGUGGCAAUGCUAGCUCGUGCAUCUGUGAGUGGAGAUGAGAAUGCUCUAGAUAUGUUCAGCUGGAAGGGAGCCCCUCUGAAGAUGGGUCCUCAAGAGCGACUUGCAUUCUUUGUCAGCACUGCUGAUGGUAAAGUCCAUAGUGUGAAUGAACAUUGUAAGACGUGCACACUAUUCAGUGUAGAAGGUUCCAUCAAGAAACUUUUCUACCUUGAGAAGAAAGAGGCCCUUGCAGUGAUCACUGAGACCCUCAUGCUGUCACAGUACAUGCUGGGACCUGAAGGAGUAGCACAGGAGUUUAUGAAGGUAAAGUUGAGCACCAAAUCUGGGGAGAGUGUAGAUAUUGUUUGGACUGAGAACAGCCUCCUUAUCACAUCGACAGGAGAACAGAUCAUCAGGUUGUGGGAUCUGGACAAGGAUGAGAACUAUAUUUUGUCUCUUGAUGAGACUCUGGGGUUUGAGAGGGGAGAGAUGAUCAACUCUAUUUCAUACUGUGCAGCAAAGGAAAUCCUAGCAGCUGGUACUUCCCAAGGACGCAUAGCAAUUUGGAGGAUGGUAGUGCAACCAAGAAGCAGCAGAAGGGACACCAAGUAUCUGUGGAAAUUACAAACCCCCACUGAAAUAGAGGGAAAUGUCACUCUUCUACAGUGGGGCUCCAGCUUGAAUCUGUUGGCAGCUAACAAUUCAAAGACAGUGCUGAUCCUUUGUGAGCAUAUGAUGUCAGCCCACUUCAGUCAGCAGGUGGCAGCAGUGCAACUUACCCCAACACAGCUCAGCAUCUCUAACUUCAGCACAGGAGUGCACCUUGCUCUUCAGUCUGACAUGCACAUCAAAGGAGUGUGUGUUACCAAGGACUCAGUAACAGUCUGGAAUGGCAAACUAGUCACCGUCUAUGAGCUUUCAGGGACAGUGUUGCGGAGUACAGGAUCAUUUCCUUGUGAGUCCCACGUGGUAGCUGUGCAUGGUGAGAACCUCUACACUGUGGAACCAAACAGGGUGCAAAUCCGUACGCCGCAGGGCACAGUUAAGCAGCUUUUAACUUUUACCAAGGCAGAGGGAAAUCCUGUGCUGCUGAAUGUGUGCCAGUCCUUUCUGGUCGUAGGUACAGACACAGCACACAUUAGAGUUUUCGAACUCUCUAGAAGGGAUGCCAAAGCUCACAGCAGUACUAAAAACUUGGCUGACCAGAUCUGCAAUCUGGGAGCUCUGAGGUCGGUCAAGUGUAACGCUAAUGGAAGCCAAGUCAGCAUCGUAAUCACUCAGGUUAACGGACGGCCAGAUCAUAAAGUCUACUUUUAUGACAUUGAGAUGGACACUGUGACACAUUUUGACUUCUUCACUGGCAGACCGUCCAGUGGCAUCUUACAGCCAGAGGAUAAUGAAAAGCAGCAGAUCCGGGGAUCUGAACUGAGUGGUCUCUGUCCUGUGUCUCAUUUCUGGGAUGAGAGCGAACCUCGACUUUUCGUUUGUGAGACGGUACCUGUUGGAUCUGAAUCUUCAUCAGUGGGUCAUUUGGAUAUGGUGGAUGUGUUGGUGGUGACGCUCUUCUGUACACAGGAGCAUGGACUCCUCCUGCAGGACUGCUAUCACAAACCUUCAGGCCUACAAGCACUGCUUGCUCUUGAUGUGCCCUACUAUUAUUUCAGCUGCAAGCCAGGUGAAAGGGAUCCAGUUGAGGCCCCACCACCUUCACAACAGACCCAGCCUGUAAAAGGAGCACAUGCCCAGUUCCCCCAUAUGGUAUCCAGGCGAGCUCUGAGAGACUUUGUGGGCCUGGAGAACUGUGAGAAGACCACUCGUGAUGCCAUGCUCAACUUCAGCUUCUACCUGACCACUGGUGAUAUGGAUGAGGCUUUUAAGUCUAUCAAGCUCAUCAAGAGUAAAGCGGUUUGGGAAAACAUGGCUCGGAUGUGUGUGAAAACGCGCCGGCUGGACGUAGCACGCGUGUGCCUUGGGAAUAUGGGGAAUGCCAGGGCAGCAAAAGCAUUGAAGGAGGCGGAGGCUGAACCUGAACCAGAUGCCCGAGUGGCGAUGCUGGCUGUACAGCUUGGCAUGCUGGAAGAUGCAGAGCAGUUGUACAAGAGCUGUCAACGCUUUGACCUGCUGAACAUUUUCUACCAGGCCUCGGGCCAGUGGCCGCAAGCUUUGGAAACGGCUGAAAUCCACGAUCGCAUACAUCUGCGCACUACCUACUACAAUUAUGCCAAAUAUUUGGAGUUCAUGGGCGACAAGACACUGGCCAUUGCUUACUAUGAGAAAUCAGACACGCAUAGAGUUGAGGUGCCCAGAAUGCUUCAGGAUGAUACGUCAUCUCUAGAAAUUUACGUUACCAAAAUGAAAGACAAGAGCAUCUACAAGUGGUGGGCCCAGUUUCUGGAGAGCCAGUCAGACAUGGAUUCAGCACUGCAUUUCUACGAGUCGGCUCAGGAUUUCCUCUCCCUGGUUCGAGUUCACUGCUACAUGGGCAACAUCCAAGAGGCAUCUCAAAUAGCCAAUGAUACAGGUGACAGAGCAGCAUCGUACCACUUGGCCAGACAUUAUGAGAGCCACGAUGACAUCAAACAAGCAGUCCACUUCUAUACACGAGCUCAAGCCUACAACAAUGCUAUACGACUUUGUAAGGAGAACGGUCUUGAUGACCAGCUGAUGAACCUGGCUCUGCUCAGUAACCCAGAAGACAUGAUGGAGGCCGCCUGUUACUAUGAAGAGAAAGCCACCCACGUGGACCGAGCUGUCGCAUUGUACCACAAGGCUGGUUAUGUCUCCAAAGCUCUAGAGCUGGCCUUUGCCACUGAGCAGUUCUCUGCACUUCAGUUCAUCGCAGAUGAUCUUAAUGAGAACUCUGACCCAGCCCUCCUAGCUCGCUGUUCUGAUUUCUUCAUCAAACAUUCCCAGUAUGAGAAGGCGGUGGAAUUACUGGUUGCAGCCAAGAAGUACCACCAGGCACUGGAGGUGUGUCUGACCCAGAACCUGACUAUCACAGAGGAGCUGGCUGAGAGAAUGACUGUAACUGACUCAAAGGAUUUGUCUGAAAAUGCCCGCAAGGAACUCCUUGAGCAGAUAGCUGACUGCUGCAUGCGUCAGGGUAGCUACCACCUGGCCACAAAAAAGUACACACAGGCAGGAAACAAACCCAAGGCAAUGAGGGCACUCCUCAAGUCAGGUGACACAGAGAAAAUAGUGUUCUUUGCCAAUGUUUGUCGUCAGAAAGAGCUUUUCAUCAUGAGCGCCAACUAUCUCCAGUCUCUGGACUGGCGUGAAAACCCAGAGAUCCUAAAGACAAUCAUUGGUUUCUACACUAAAGGCAGGGCGCCAGACCUGCUUGCUGGCUUCUAUGAAGCUUGUGCUCAGGUGGAGAUUGAUGAUUACCAAAAUUAUGAGAAGGCUCUGGAUGCUUUGACAGAGGCUUUCAAGUGUCUCUCAAAAGCAAAGGACACUAUAGGUGGACAACAGGAAGUAAGACUGGCUGACCUGCAGCAUAAGAUUACCCUUAUCAAGAAGUUUGUACAUAUACGCAGGCUGUAUGUUGACGAUGCAGAUGAAGCUGUGAGGUUAUGUGAGGCCCUGCUGGAGGAGCCAGAGUUGGACCCUGCUGUCAGGAUUGGAGAUGCAUAUGGUUUCCUCAUUGACCACCACUGUCAACAAGUCAACUUUCCAGUGGCCUGCCGUAAGCUGGAGGAGCUCCAGAAGCUGCUGCCAUCACAAAACGUCAGGUACUACAUCAACCAGACUAGCUUAAAGGCCCUGCAAAAGGAGAUGGGUGUACUCAUGGAACGUGGUGACUCCAGACACAAUGUGAGGGAGGAGGAUGAAGUGGAGGAGGAAUUAAACGAGUCCUAAUUCUCUUUCAUCAACACUUUUUCCAAGAAAACAGUCUCAAAUGUGACUAAACAUUGUUGUAGACUCAUCUUCAGAUCGAUCUUUAUGGUUAUCUUGUCUGGUACCAUGGAUUUUUUACAGAUCUGAUGCAAGUAUAUUCUGUGUCAAAACUUGUAUCCCUAUUUGAGUAUUUUGCAGCUAUUUUGAUAAUUAUCUCUAUUAAUAUCAGAAGUUGAUUUUCUUUGUACAUUUUGAAGUU
This is a messenger RNA of Cololabis saira (Pacific saury), 4708 nucleotides long. RefSeq names its product intraflagellar transport 140 homolog (Chlamydomonas) (gene ift140). Gene Ontology annotation, molecular function: protein binding. Lineage: Eukaryota; Metazoa; Chordata; Actinopteri; Beloniformes; Belonidae. Gene Ontology annotation, cellular component: ciliary basal body; intraciliary transport particle A; axoneme. Gene Ontology annotation, biological process: intraciliary retrograde transport. The record is from RefSeq and is a predicted model, not a curated record. Bases 139 to 4470 code for a protein of 1443 amino acids. The transcript has 30 exons.